This is a messenger RNA of Arctia plantaginis, 609 nucleotides long. The record is from the annotation of a GenBank genome assembly. NCBI's taxonomy places the organism in Eukaryota, Metazoa, Arthropoda, Insecta, Lepidoptera, Erebidae.
AUGAAGUUCUUAGUCCUAUCUUGUGUUGUGAUCGCAGUUCUGGCUGAACCACCUCGCUUCCGACCAGCGAGGUUCAGGUUCCAACGCAUAGAACUGGCUCCGACAACCACUGACUCUCCAACUGAGGCUACUACUACUGAAAUAUCAGGACCUUAUCCUGCAUCUGGCUGGAAACCUGCAGGAGAGCCUUUCACACUGCCAAACGAAGAGAAACAACCGGCUGAUCAAUAUGGACCUCCGGAUGCCCCAUACCCUCCAUCUGGAUGGAAGCCACAAGGACAAGCGUUUGAGCUACCAAAAGAAGAUCCAGCGAACAGCUAUGGUGCUCCCGAUAACACCUAUGGAGCCCCUGCUAAUACCUACGGAGCCCCUGCUAAUACCUAUGGUGCUCCCGACAGCACUGACGCUCCAUCAACUGAUAAUCCUCAAGCUGAAAGAUUAGAAGGACCUGUGGAAGUUCAGAAAAGUAUUGGAACAUACUUUGUGCUACUUCCUAAUGGCCAGCUACAGAAAGUAGAAUUUGUGACGGAAAAUGAUACACAAAAUAUGAAGUAUACUGCCAGACUUCAGUUGCGCAAUCCAGCGCCUCUUUUAGUCUUCAGACCCUGA